CGGUACCUCACUACUUCGACACGUACACAUUGCCUCACUGCCAUGAACUUUCAGUCCAACGACCAAUACAUACAUGACAGAGUUAACCUCGCUCGAUUGGUGAGAAGGCUCGAGAAAAGCAUCGCUGCCGAGGACUGGGACGCGGCACAGCUGCCACCGCGCGCGACAUGGAUCAAGACUCAGCAAACACUGCAGAAAUUGAAGUACGCGCGGAAGCUGCUGGAUAGCGUCGAACUACAUGAGCACGACCAAGACGCAUUCCGGAGGUACGAAGAACUCCGCGCAACUCUUGCGCGCCUGCAUAAUGCCGUAAAGGAGGUAGACCAACGGGUCGCACCAUCCCCAACACGUCCGCCGCCAAUAUUGCCGACUCUUCCGCUACCCAAGACCGCAAAGCCAGCCCCCGUGCCAUCCAUACGCAUCUCCGAGGAAGAGAAACACCCGCAGGACGGCGCGCCUUCAGCCAACGAUCUCCUGCUUUCUCCCUCAGACACACUGCUGGAUUCCGCACCCGUCAGUGCCACCCUCCUCCCCGCAGAUCCACCCUCCCCCGCCGCACCCGCCACGACGCCCACCCCCGCAUUCCUGCAGAACUCGUCCGCGCUCCAGGAGGAGCUCUCCGCCCAGCUCGCCCAGAUGGCGACUCAGCUGAAGCGGAACGCGCAGCACUUCUCUAACACCCUCGAGAAGGACAAGGCGCUCGUGCAGGAGACGCAGGAGAAGCUUGAGCGCAACCACGACGUCAUGAGCAGGGAGCGCGUCCGCGUGCGGGACCACCACUCGAAGAGCUGGGGGACGACGUGGCUGGUGAUGCUGAGCAUGGUGGUCGCACUCGUUGGCUUCAUACUCACGUUCUUCGUGAUUCGCUUGACUUGAGGUGCAGCUCUUAGGGAUCAUCUGGACUAGUGG
This is a messenger RNA of Rhodofomes roseus, 909 nucleotides long. RefSeq lists its product as uncharacterized. Lineage: Eukaryota; Fungi; Basidiomycota; Agaricomycetes; Polyporales; Fomitopsidaceae. Gene Ontology annotation, biological process: retrograde vesicle-mediated transport, Golgi to endoplasmic reticulum. The coding region runs from base 43 to 876 and encodes 277 amino acids. Gene Ontology annotation, molecular function: SNAP receptor activity. The transcript has 3 exons. The record is from RefSeq and is a predicted model, not a curated record. Gene Ontology annotation, cellular component: endoplasmic reticulum; SNARE complex.